Molecule: messenger RNA, 522 nt
Organism: Gryllus bimaculatus (two-spotted cricket)
Lineage: Eukaryota; Metazoa; Arthropoda; Insecta; Orthoptera; Gryllidae
Source: the annotation of a GenBank genome assembly
CACUACUUCAUAGUAGCCCAGUCGCAUGGUUCGUCCUGGUCAGGUGUAUCGUGUGGCAGUGUCUUUCUUCAGACAAUUCAUCCUCUCACUGUACGGGCUUCCAUACAAAGGAACGGUGUGGAGAUGAGUGCUGAUAAUAGGAGAUUCCUCCAACUAGUGUACCUGGAAAUUACAAAAUUGCGUGUUGAAGGAACUUACGAUGGAUUGCUUGGAGGGAUUGCAUUUGUUAAUGAAACAUACAUUACUUUCUCACAACGGUCUAUGACAAUUUUUUGGUACAGACUGACAAGCCCUUUAUAUGCAAGGACAAACAGAAUAUGCAUCCAAAUUGGAUUGGGAGUAAGCACCUUUGCAUCAAAGCAAGAGGCAAUGAGAUUUCGAGCAAUACCUAUCAACACUGAACUACGUGCUUUUAAUGAUGCAGUUGAUGUAUAUAUGUCCAACUUAGGAACAGUAAGCUUAGAAUACACAUGUCUGACCAACCUGUGUUUGGCCAAUGGAUUAUUCGAGUUGGAGAAUACG